AUGAGUGUGUAUGAGGAGAGAGAGCAGGAGGCUCCUGUUUACACUCAGAGAGCAUCAUCUCCAGGAUUCAGCUGUGUGUCUAUGAAGAGUAACAACUCCAUGUUUCAGCCCCCUGAUCUCAGUGAUGGACCUGCUGUGACUUUUGACCCUGUUGGUGGGAGAGCUGACCAGAUCAGAUAUGUGUCCUGUCCGUCCAGCACAUCCUCCUACAGUCAGAACCACUUCAGUCAUCAUGACACAGAAGCAGCUCUGCAGCUCAAUUCUCACCAACCAGUUUAUGAUGAUCUUCAGAGAGUCAAAGACCAGCACAGAACCAGCAUGAAGAACAAGUAUGAGAGCGUAUUUGAGGGAAUCAAACUACAAGAGAAUCAAACUCUCCUGAACAGGAUUUACACACAGCUGUACAUCAUAGAGGGAGAGAGUGAAGGAGUGAAUGAAGAACAUGAGGUGCUGCAGAUGGAGAAAAGUUACAGGACACUCCAAGACACUCCAAUCAACUGCAAUGACAUCUUUAAUCCUUUACCUGAACCAGGAUAUGAGGAGAACAGAAGAGAGAAGAAAGACAAAAUAAAGACGGUUCUUACUAAAGGCAUCGCUGGAAUUGGAAAAACCGUCUCUAAUGGACACCUGGAUCUUUUCCUUCGAUUUCUUCAUGGCAUCUCACUGGAGUCCAAUCAGAGACUCUUACAGGAUGCACUGAUACACACAGAGAACAACCCAGAGAUCAUCAAGAAAAUAACCCAAAACCUCAAACGAGGUCAAAAAAAUUAUGUCAGUCCUGAAAGAUGGAUGAAUCUGUCACACUGCUUGAUUGAGAUGAAAGAUAAUUCUGUUGUUAAAGAAAUGCAGGCAUUUUUAAAUUCUAAAACAAAAAGAAAAAAGCUUUCUCUUGCACAAUGCUCAACUUUGGCGAACAUAAUCCUGAUGUCAGAGGAGGUGUUGGAUGAGUUUGAUCUUAAACAGUACAAUAUCAAAACAAGAGAGGGUCGAUGGAGACUGUUACCUGCUGUGAGGAACUGCAGAAAAGCUUUUUUGGCAGGCUGUAAUCUCACUGGUCAGCAGUGUGAAAUUGUGGCUUCAGCUCUACAAUCAUCUAAUUCCCCCCUGAGAGAGCUGGACCUGAGUAACAAUCAUCUGCAGGAUUCGGGAGGGAAACUGCUUGCUGCUGGACUGAAAAGUCCAAACUGUCAACUCAACAUACUCAGAUUAUCUGGCUGUUUGGUGAAAGAGGAAGGUUGUGCUGCUCUGGCAUCAGCUCUGAGUUCAAACCUUUCACACCUGAGAGAGCUGGACCUGAGUAACAAUCAUCUGCAGGAUUCAGGAGUAAAGCUGCUCGCUGCUGGACUGAAGAGUCCAAAUCAACUCAACAUACUGAGAUUAUCUUACUGUUUGGUGACAGCAGAAGGUUGUGCUGCUCUGGCAUCAGCUCUGAGUUCAAGAAAAGGAUCAAUUCAGACAAACUCUGAAAUGACACAUGGAGUGACACUCAUAGACCUCAACCGAAUGGCCAGAAACAUCCCUGCAUUCACACCAGAACUGGCAGGAGACCACGACGUCCACGCCUACCUGCGAGACAUUGACUUUUACCUGCAGUCUUGGACCAGUGUGAGCCACCACGAUAGACUCUAUCUGCUCUGGAUCACCUCUAGCCCAGAGGUACGACGCUUCAUGGCUCGACAGCCAGGACACAUCCAAUCAGACUACCAGCGGCUUAAACAAGCCAUCAUAAAGGAUUUCUCAGACCCAGACUCCGAACACGGACUGAUCGCUGCCCUAGACACCAAACAGUGCCGUCAUGAAACUCCCCAUGCUUACUACCACAGACUUCGAUGA
This is a messenger RNA of Sinocyclocheilus grahami, 1833 nucleotides long. RefSeq lists its product as uncharacterized. The coding region runs from base 1 to 1833 and encodes 610 amino acids. The transcript has 6 exons. NCBI's taxonomy places the organism in Eukaryota, Metazoa, Chordata, Actinopteri, Cypriniformes, Cyprinidae. Gene Ontology annotation, molecular function: protein binding. The record is from RefSeq and is a predicted model, not a curated record.